GACCAAAAGAAGACGCUGAAGCAACUACAAAUGUGCUCUGAUUGAUCAAUUCUCGCGAUCAGCUACGUUGCCGGUGGGCCAAUUCGCGCUUUGCCGUCGUCGUUGGUGUCGUCUCCAUUUCGAUUUGUACACUUUUUCUCACUCCUAUUUUUUGCCUUGCGCUUUUCAGUGGAAUUGAUUUGAUGGGUGAUAUAAAAGCGUACGAUCGUUGCGAACGGCUAACCAUAAGACGCCUGCAAGUCUAGCUGACUGGACACGAGCGACGAGAGUGGAUAUUGGAUUUACAUUGUCUGUCUUCGACGCAUUGAAACGAGUCUUGGCGUAAAAUUUGAAAGCAUUUGCAAAUUGGUGAAAACAUUUGAGAAAAUAAAAUUAGAAUUUUAAUUAAAAUUUUUUUAAAUUGAAAUUAAGGUGUAACAAUAAAGCAAAAAAAUUUAAUAAAAUUUAGUGCGGUAAAUAUUAAAAAGUCGAAGCAGCAAAAGAAAAUUAAAUAAUAUAUACCUUUGUCUUUAAAUGUGAAGAAAAAAGUUAUACAGGACAAAGUGCAAGAUUUUUGUAGUUCGGACUCAAAAAAAAAAAAGAAAAAAAAAUUUAAGUGGUAACUCACUUAAUAAAAAAAGCUCCGUAGAAGUGUACAAAGUCAGCAGCGUAGCAAGUGUGCAACAACGGGACGUGUGGUUAAAAGAGCAAAAGUGUUUUGCAACCAGUGGAUUAAGCAACAAAAUUUUAAUUAAAAGAAAAGUUUUUGCAGUAACAAACUGACAUAUAAUGGAAAUAAUGCCGCAAAGAUACUUACUGCAAGCAGCUCUGGUGCUAGUAUACUGCAGCGUAGCUUUGGCGUGUCGCGGACAACUGUUGGUAUCUGGCCUCUCACCUGGCGAACGUGAGAUCAUCCUGCACGAGCACAACAAAUUAAGACAACUAGUGGCGACAGGUCGCUAUCCAGGCCAACCGGGCGCAGAAAAUAUGCGUGAAAUCGUUUGGGACGAUGAGUUGGCGGCGCGUGCGCAACAGUGGGCUGAUAAUUGUGAAUUCCGUCAUGACCCCCUACGAACGAUCAAUCGCUUCACCAUGGGCCAAAAUCUUGCAAUCAUCUGGAGUACGGCCCCACUAGAUCCAACCGACGGCGAUUUUCCAUCACGCAUCCAAAGCUGGUUCAAUGAGGUGCAAAGGUACUCAUUUGGCGAUGCUUGGUCACCCAAAACCGGUCAUUACUCACAGCUGGUCUGGGGUGAAACAAGCUUGGUUGGUUGCGGAUUUUCUGAAUACAAAGAUACAACCAAAUAUAACAAAUUGUAUGUUUGUAAUUAUGGACCAGGUGGAAACGUCGUCGGUUACAAACCAUAUGAGGAGGGUAAGCCAUCGUGUGCCACAUAUGGUUUGAGAUCGUCAUCGCGUUAUCAGGGAUUAUGCGCACCAUCGGUAGCGCCCAUAGUUAGCGCCAACGCUAUUGACACGUAUGAGUACAAGCAAAAUAACAACAACAAAAAAACCGCAUAUUCAACGCAAUCCGCUACAACUUCAACCUCUUCUUCCUCCUCCUCUUCUGUAUAUUCCCCAAAACAGGCGACGAACACAUUUGGUCAGCGUAAGACUACAUCCGGUACAACAAGUUCAACGUUUGGUACCACAGUAUACACAACAACAAAUAACGGCAACAAGGCGUACACAACUCAGACCGGUGACAACAAAUAUAAGAACAAACUUGAGGCAUAUCGCCCGUCCACAGCCGAAUAUCAGAGGGCCGUACAGAAACACACCCUUCUAAGGACAUAUCUAAAUAAUCCGAAUUUGAGUGAACAACAAUUGCAGCAAGAGGCACAAAGGCAACAACAACAGCAAGAUGGUAAUGGAAAUGUUUUUGCUGUAUCAGAAGUAUUCGUUUUCGAUAAUACAAAACAAAACAAACAGCAAGUUGCCAAUACAACACCGCAGCCGGCUAAGCGUGGCUGGAGUCUUUUGACGUGGCGUGGCUAGAUAGUAGCAUGUGGGAGUAGGGCAUAGCCAUGAGUAUAUAGUAUAUACAUACAUACAUAGAUGGAAUGAAAAGUGAAGGACAGAGAAGUACUUUUUUAAGGAAAAAAUUGCAAUUAAUUUUGGUUAAGGCAACAGGGAAAGCAGCCACCGUGAAUUACUACUGUGUAGUAAAGGAAGGAGAAAACUUCAGUGGUAUGCCAUAGAAAGCGCAAUUCAAAAAAAAAAAUAAUAAUACUCUACAUUGAAGAGAUCUUUUUUCGACUGCAGUAAAUUUGUUUGCCUUUGAGUAGCCAUUCAAAUCGUAAUGCAAUAAUGAAAAUAAUAUUCCUAAUUUUGCUCAAAUUAAAGUUUACUAUUAGUA
Molecule: messenger RNA, 2338 nt
Organism: Rhagoletis zephyria (snowberry fruit fly)
Lineage: Eukaryota; Metazoa; Arthropoda; Insecta; Diptera; Tephritidae
Product: venom allergen 5-like
Cellular component (GO): extracellular region
Source: RefSeq, a predicted model, not a curated record